AUGUCGGUGCUGUUCUCCCAGGUCGAACUCAACUUGGGCUUUAAACCGGACGCGAGCGCCCUUCUCACCGCUCACGUGGAUAAGGACCUUGUUGCCUACUCGUCGGGUUCACGGCUUUUUGCAUUUUCUCUUCUGUCUAACAAGCGUCUCUUUGCAUACCCUACCACCGGUAACCAAGUCAUGCAUCUCCAGUUCUUGGGAGACUCUCUCUUUAGCAUUACCACUGACGGGGUCAUUAGCGUCUACGAGUCUCAUACUGGCCGCCUCAUCGCAUCCGUCCCUGCUGCCUUUGAGGACGGGCCUCCGAUGUUCAUCUUGAUAGCAAAGGUUGAUCCGGCUUCUGUGGGGUCUGUCUUUUUCAACACAAAGGUUUCAAAGUCAAUCCGUGAGAUUCGCAUUCGGCCUGGCUCGGCCAUCCCCUUCGUAAUUAAGUACAAGUUUCCAGACGAGCGUGCGAGCGAUGGCGUCCUCUCUAUGACCUCUUCUUCAGAGAGACUUGUGGCUAUAGCUCGAGUGAAGAACGCUCGACAUAUUAUAGUGUGGCCAAUUUCCCAGAAGGACGAACGUGUCACUAACUCCAAAACCUUAAAGAUCAAGGAGUCCGAAUACUGCCUUAUCUCAUAUUGCCCGUACGACAACCAUUUUAUUUUCUCUGACGAUAAGGGCCUUUAUUCACUAACGGCUCAGUGCAGCAAGGAAGUGUACAACCCGCCCUUCAAUAUGAAGAGGGUGCUCAACACGUCACCUAGCUUGGCAGGGGCCAGAGUUAUUGGAUACAACAUGUAUGCUCAGCGAUUUAUGCUUGCGACACCACACGGGAUAUCGUUUUGCGACAUUAAUGGCGAGGUAGCACAGUACAUCUAUGGGAUGCGUACUCCUGUCUUCGUUAAGACUUCUCAUUCUGCAAAUACCCCUGCGCAUCACACCUUCAUGUACCAUCUUUCAACCUCUGCCAUGUUCGAUUUUGGAUCUUCCCCAGACAUUGAGCUGACAUAUUUUAAUCCGUCUUCUUCUGGUGAUGAGGUUAUACCCGCGAAGCUCCAGCAGCCAAAUGGAAUCGUCCUCAUAAAUGGGUUCCUCUUCGACGCAACUUAUAGAGACUGUAAGGUUCCUGCCAUUGAGCUUCCAAGUGCCCAAGUGAUCGAUGUGACUUCUUAUCCGAGCCGAGAAGGGAUCAUUAAGAUCAUCGCCCAGCAAUGUAACAAAAACCUCUUAUUUUCGGAUCUUUAUGACGUCAAGGUUGCUUACGAUGGGCAUGGCAUAUUGGCUCGGCUUCUGAUCAAAGAAGAUUGGUCGUAUUUUGUCAUAGAUGUUGACAAGAAUACAGGCGCGCUGUUUAAGGUGUGGCCUCUUGAUCUUGAUGAGUCUGGGUUUGAGUACGACUCCAUUGUCAGCUUUGGCAGGGUAGAGACCCGCUGCUUCUUCCUUACCGCCUCGGAAAAGGGGAUAUGUGGCUAUUGUCUCGACGUGACGGUAGGCGUGUCCGCUCCGCUCCAGAUCCAGGUUGUCGACGUUCCAGCUAACUCUAUCGGAAAGGGGGAUGGCGUGGUUUCAGUCCAACAACAAUCUUCAGGUCACAUGUCUGCUCGGGGUCCUCCUCCAACACAUCAACAAGUGAUCGCUGACGCGGCAGCGGUAGCUGGUGGGUCUCCGGCGCAGCCUGCAGUCACCGGAGUGGGCAUGGGAAUGGGAAUGGGCCCCCGCCCGGGGUUUAGCAUGGGAAAACCAGCCGGAGGCGCCGGAUUCAGUUUCCAGGGCCCUGGCCUCGGCGGUGGCACUGGGGCCUUCAUGACAAAGCAGCCAGGCACAGGCACUCUUCAACCGGGAUCUUCUGGUCCGUCUUCUGCGGUGUUGAACCCUGCAUUAGGACCCGCGGCAGCGACAAAGGGUGUAGCCCCGCUCAUACCUGGCGCUGCUUCUGCCCCGGCUGCCGCUCCGACGCCGUCUACUCCUGCUCCGGUCGCACCUAUCACAAAGACAGAGGUCAUCAACGACGGUGUGGUCACCAGGGACAUAACAACUGAUUACUACGUCUGCAAAAUUGUUGCUAUCACGUCCACAAUGGCGCAACUUGUGAUAGCUUCGUCCAAGGCGAUUCAUCUUGCAGCGGUUACCCUUACCGGAUGUGCAGUUAAUCUGGUAAAGCAAUCUCUUAGUACCCACUACCUGAGCUCGUCCAACUAUCUGAUGAGGAUAGUCUCCGAUAACUCUGUUGAUCUGCUCGUAAGCAACGGGAUCUGCGUGGUCUAUCAGCAGUACAUCGAAUGGCUCCACGUCCAUGUUCAGCAGGGUGUUCUGGCGUUUAGUAGCGACUUUUCUAAGAAUAGAAUCAUCCAAACAACUUUUGCGUCCGACGAGGACAUGGCCAGGAAGUACCGUGAGUUGGUUGUUGACGUGCAGGCCUCCAACCACAUUGUUGUCACCAACAAAAACGUGUACUUGAUUACCCCCAAGAACACGCUGCUCCAGUACAUAGCAAUCCCGGUCCACGGCCCUUAUCUUUCGCUUUUCGGGAAAAGAACAAAAGCCGGCGAGCACGAGAUUCAGGCGUUCAAGCUGCAGAUUGGCGCCUUGGGAGCAGGAGCUUCUACUGAUAUGCUGAAUCAGAGCGAGCUUUACCCCUUACUGCCGUUCAAGGCGUGUUAUUAUUGUAAUAAGCUCAUGCACAUGCUGCAGCCAUCGUGUGAUAUCAACCCGGAGGUGUUCACUCUCACCUUUAUUCAACUGUCAGAAACUAUGGGCGGAGCGUCGAAGAUGAAUAUUCCGAACCUGGCAGACUUUCUUAUUCUCUUCCUAAAGAGAUAUGCCGAUUUGGCCCGUUCGAAGGAGUUCUUUGAGCACCACGAGAAGCACGAGAAGACGCUUAUGAAGAUAUUCUCUGUUUGUAUCGCUAAACAGAUGCUUGCACCGUUCCUUCUGGCCUUGCCAUACCUCUUUACAUACCACACAAAUAACCUGCUCCUGUCUGCGCAGUCUCGCGGCCAGAUUCUCUUCAACCUCUUCAGCAACCUUGUUAAGCUUAGCUAUGCUAAUAAGCACCUCAUGCUGUUAGUGGUCUACUUCCUCUCAGCUAACAAGACCUUCUUCAAUUCUGGUGGGACCAUGAAUGCUGACUUGUUUGACCUCGUUCGCUCGUCCUCGGCUAUGGGACUAUCUCCGUCUAUACAGACUUCGCUCACCAAGAACAUAGGGGUAUACACUGAGAAUGGAGAGAUCUCUUUCCUCCUUAUCGGCUCUCUGAUUUGUCUCUUCGAGGAAAGAAACGCUUACUGCGAGCUCUGUCUGACGCUCCUCGCAUGCAACAUAUCUGUUCAGUCUAUACUGCAGUACCUUGAGAAGGUCCGCAAUUCGAUUGUAAAGGAUAUGCAUCUCUCUCCAGCUGCAGCCAUUAGGUUUAUUGAUAAUGUCGAUGGGCAACGAUAUUCCAACACAGAUAAGUCACUAGGAUCUGCGGUGUCUGGGGCGCUGGACACGCCGUUUAUUCCUGCAGGAGCUAGGGGGCCCGAUGCGAAAAUAAUUGGCAUCAAUACGGCCCUGUUCCACGUAUUUGGCAUAGAUCCGUCUACAGGAAUGCUUGUAGGUGUCGCUAAUCCAAAGGGGAUUAAGCCAGAUCCGCUUGUCAUUAAGCUGGGAGGAGACUCUUUCACGGCAAUUGAAAACUCCAUUAUCCGCCCGUCUCCGUACGAUCUCUAUCGAAUUUGUGAGAUGGACCUCCUCAACUCUGCUAGUCACACGAGCGUGAAUUCCCUAUUCCAACAUGUAGCCAGGCCAAUUCGGUCAUUGGACUACGCUAGCAACGAGUCUGUGUACCCCAAGAAGCUCUUCAGGCAAUAUCAACCCGAUGCCUUGUCUGUUUUGGUACACCUGAGAAUUCAGAGCGAGCUGGGCAAGAAUCGCGUGAAGGUUGGGAUUGCCGCUCGCCCUGUGGCAGAUGACCGCAUUAGCGCCGGGAGCCUCGCUGACGUUGGUGACGGGCCUUUCAUCAACCCUGCCCACAAGCUUCUUGGCACGCCUUCUGCUCAAACCGUUCCACUCAUGUCUGCCUGCAACAUAGGUUGCUUCAUGUUUGACGUGGACGGAAUGCACGUCAAGGUUAAAAAGAUCAAGAAGAAGAAGGAGAUGAUUGGCCCUGACGGGCAGCCUCUUCCCUUCGAUGUGGGCCAGGCAGAGCAAGUUAACGAUGAGGUCGAGGAGUACGAAGAAGAAUCAAAUGAAUCAGAAGAAGAGGCUCAGGACGCAGAGGAGGCCCAAGAAGCGGCAAGGCAGGCUGGCGGGGACACCACGAAUCCCAAGCAGGACGACACUAGCGCUGCUACGACAGAGGCUCCAACGUCUCCUGAGGUGACUCCAACCUCAGCACCAGAGGGAUCGUCGCCCAAUAAGACAGCGGUGAAACCGGCAGGAGCCAAGAGGCAGCUCGUAGCAGGAGACGACGACGACGAUUGGGGCGAGACAGCGAAGAAGCCAACCCGCAAGAUAGCAAUCAUGAGCAAUGAGAAUGCACGCAAAUUCAAUCCGGCUGCAACGGGUGCAGUGGCUGGGGGGUAUAACCUGAAGGUUGUGGGCGGCGUCCAGACAGGGUUUGGCUUUGGCAAGCCCAUGUUUAAGCCGGCCUUCAAUGAUCCGGCAGCCAAGGAGGAGGCAGACAAGCCUAAAGAGCCCGCAGCUGAUACAUCUUCGCUACCGGUCUACGACGUUGGCCCUGCGGAGGUCUCACCGCCUGAGCAGCAUGACCAGGGUAACUAUGGUACUCAUUAUGACAAUUCAGGGAAUAAUGAUCCGUAUCAGCAAGGAUAUUACCAAGGAUAUCAAACUGAUCAGUAUCAGCAUGGGCAGGACUAUGGAAGCAGCGCUUAUGGUGAUCACAAUAAUGGGUACGGCCAGUCAUAUGGCUACGACACCCAAGCCUCCUACUACAACAACGGCCAGGAGGGCCAGGGUCAGUGGUGA
Molecule: messenger RNA, 4950 nt
Organism: Giardia duodenalis
Lineage: Eukaryota; Fornicata; Diplomonadida; Hexamitidae
Exons: 1
Coding region: 1-4950 (1649 amino acids)
Molecular function (GO): protein binding
Source: RefSeq, a predicted model, not a curated record